Molecule: messenger RNA, 474 nt
Organism: Asparagus officinalis (garden asparagus)
Lineage: Eukaryota; Viridiplantae; Streptophyta; Magnoliopsida; Asparagales; Asparagaceae
Product: RNA polymerase II subunit A C-terminal domain phosphatase SSU72-like
Exons: 5
Coding region: 1-474 (157 amino acids)
Biological process (GO): termination of RNA polymerase II transcription
Cellular component (GO): mRNA cleavage and polyadenylation specificity factor complex; nucleus
Molecular function (GO): RNA polymerase II CTD heptapeptide repeat phosphatase activity; calcium ion binding
Source: RefSeq, a predicted model, not a curated record
AUGGCGGGGACUCCAACUUGGAUUGUGGACAAGGUGGCCGGCGGAGGUAUCUCUGGGCUCCAACACGCAAUGGUCUGCACCUCGAACCAGAAUCGAAGCAUGGAAGCCCACUCCCUCCUCCAGCGCCAUGGCUUCGACGUCUCCUCCUACAGCACUGGGGCACACGUUAAGCUCCCCGGUCCAUCGUACCGAGAGCCCAAUGUCUAUGAAUUCGGAACUCCUUAUCACAAGAUGUACGAUGACCUCCUCCGCAAGAACCCUGAAUUGUACAAGCGUAAUGGGAUCUUGCCGAUGUUGAAGAGGAAUAUGAGUGUGAAGCUAGCUCCUCAGCGCUGGCAGGAUAAUGCUGCUGAUGGCCCAUUUGAUGUUGUUCUCAGUUUCGAAGAUAAGGUUUCUGAUGCGAUCGUCGAUGGUUACUGUACUUUCAUGGAGGCAGAUAAGAAGGGUGAUGGAAAGAUAGAUCUGGACGAAUGA